AGCUGCUCUCUCUGGUCUCGGCUCUCACGACCUUGUCGAGAUGAGGGAAGUGCAGUUCAAUGGGGUGAUCAUCGUGGAAGAUACAGGCGUCAGGGCAACAACGCAGUGCAUCAUCGCUCAAGAUCCCCUCCGAGAAGCCCGAUCCAUUUUUGUCACCAUGGCGUUCAGAAGCAGCAAUGGGGCAGGAGGGUCUCAUUCACGUCACCUAUAGCCACUGUUUGCACACCUUCACGCAAGACUCUGCGGUUCCCCGAUCAAGAAGGUGACUAGUUGGCUGCUCUGACUUCUUCCAGUUUGCCUCCUUGUCCUCUUCUCAAGGCUGGUGACCCUAUGUUCGACGAAUUGGCUGCUACCUCAGUUUUUGCAGGUCCCCAUGCCUCUUUAGCCCAGCGACCGGUGCCCAUAUCUGCACCUCCAUCAGACUCCACCACGCCGGCGGCGGACUACUUCGGGAUGUCCUGGGACCAAUCGACUAAUCUGUUCAAGUCAGGUACACCUGCGGGACUACCUCAGCAAGAAGACCAAUGGAAUGAAGAUCUCCCCUCGCAGCGGGAGGCGAUGGACCUGCUGACUCCCGAGGUCGUGGAAGAAAUCCAGAAUUUCACCGAUUUGGCGGCACCUACAAACAACUCAAACCAAGAUGGAAGUCAGGCCGCAGAGUUAGGAAGCAACACUGCUGCUACGAACAUCAACAUUGAGGUACCAAAUUUGAAAGUUUUCGUUGAAUCAGUAGCUGGGUCACCUGUUACUCCCCUAUGUCUAGUGCCCCCAGUUUCCAGUCCCCCUCGCUGUACAGCUUCACAAGGCACAUCACCGUCCCCUCGACGUAGCAAGAGAGUCGCCAACAAAUGCACAAAGGCGCUUCGAGCAACCUCUCACCAAAUCGGUGAUGGAGGUGGUCAACCUGCUGGUCGAGAAGUGGAAUCAUCUCAAGCAGAAGAAAUCAAGGAAGGCGGCUCCUACAGGAGAGACCACGGUUUGAUGAAGAAAGUGCUGUCAGGAAGAAGUUGCCUCGUCUAUCAGGCAAUAGAUUGUAGUCCUAGCUUUCUGUUAGUGAUGGUAUGUGUUGUUAUCGGUGUACCUCCUCUUCUGUUUGGGAGCCCUAGCAUUGUUCAAAUUCAACUUUUCCUUAGUGUAGCAGUCUGGUGUCUGGGGAUUUACCCCAACUGGUUGAUGUUCAACCGAGCUGCAGUAGCUUCCGACAACAGAAGACUUCCUGUCAAUCACAAGGGCUUCAAGUGGACAAAUGGUGAGUCCCAGCGGAGACGAAGAUCGCAACAGAGUAGUGCGCCUUGCUGUCAGCGGUCAACUUUGUCUUGUUUUGUAUCAGCUCGCUAUUCCAUUCAGAAUCCAAGUAGUAUGCUGUGUUAUCCUUAUGGCUCAAUUUAAUUGCAACAUCUUGUGUUGGA
Molecule: messenger RNA, 1409 nt
Organism: Phragmites australis (common reed)
Lineage: Eukaryota; Viridiplantae; Streptophyta; Magnoliopsida; Poales; Poaceae
Exons: 2
Coding region: 331-1389 (352 amino acids)
Source: RefSeq, a predicted model, not a curated record